This is a messenger RNA of Pyricularia oryzae 70-15, 1548 nucleotides long. RefSeq lists its product as uncharacterized. The transcript has a single exon. Gene Ontology annotation, molecular function: protein binding. The record is from RefSeq and is a predicted model, not a curated record. Lineage: Eukaryota; Fungi; Ascomycota; Sordariomycetes; Magnaporthales; Pyriculariaceae. The coding region runs from base 1 to 1548 and encodes 515 amino acids.
AUGGCAGCUGCUACACUUUCCGAGCUCCCGGAUGAGCUUGUAUUAGAUAUCAUUUCCCGAUGCUCCCACGCCAACCUCCUCUGUUUGGCUCGGGUAAACAAGCGCAUGUACGAAAUUGCCAGCAGUAUAUUGUACGCCCAUGUUCACUUCAGAUGGAACUUUAAGAAAUCAGAAUCGCCGCGCAACGCUCACUUUGAAAGAGACUAUAAGAAAUUGGAAAGUACGGGCCCUCCGCAUGCUAUUUCCCUACUCGGUGCCUUUUUGCGCAAGCCACACCUGGGUCUUCAUGUCCAGCGCCUCGAGCUUUUGGGCGGCGGAUUCGAUUACCGGUACCCGUACUCUUUUAUCCUCAAUCAUGAUAAAGAAAAACUCAAGUCGCUGUCUUAUGAAGAGCUCAGGCCACCGCCGCUCUGGUGGGACGGCGCCGAAGAGACGCUGCGGUCGGCCAUCAGCUUGGUAGCCGAAUUUGACCUGCCGUACUCGGAGCUAUGGGUGGAGAAGCUGCGCGAAGGUACUAUGGACGCCAUUGUAGCCCUCAUGCUUGUUCGGCUUCCGAACUUGCGCUCUCUUAUUGUUCAGAGGGACUUUACCAAAGAGCAGACAUGCGUGAUGGCCGUGCUUCGAACGGUGGCUUUGGAGAAGUUGGACUGGCUGCCGCGUUUUAUCCACCUACGCGAAAUCUCUAUGAGAUUUGAUAUGGACGAUUGGAUCUGUCGGAACGCCAACAGCCAGCUUUUGCUGCCUCUCUUUUACCUGCCUGCAAUCGAGGCCCUGGACCUCGACCUCGACGAUCCCAUGCAAUGGUCGUGGCCAACACCCGCGCCGCCGGACGCCGCCAGUAUCAAAUCGCUGACACUGCGCAAUGUACGUGAGCAUGGGCUCAAGUUCAUACUUGCAACAACCAAAAACCUGGAGAAGCUGGAAUGGAUGGCUUCACAUUCGCAGGUAUCGAUAAUUAACCAAGCCUCCGACGCCACGACCAGUAAAAUGAUGGACCUCGAUGUCGUCACAGGCGCCCUUCUGCCCCUUCGCAAUACGCUGGUUGACCUUUCGCUGGGGUUAAAUACUGUUCACCCGUUUGGCGAAGACUUUUUUUAUCUCGACUUCCACGGCAGCCUUACGGGCAUUGCACAACUCGAAAAAGUCGAGCGCUUCCAGGUGGAGUUGGUCUACCUCGCAAGCAACGCUUUGUUUGACAACCGGUUCCCCAUUUGGGAACGUGUACCGCGGAACCUGCGCAUCCUGGUCUUUUGGCCACCUCCGCUAAUCUUUCCCGUCGCGGACGACCAGGAGGAAGAGUUGGGUACCAGUAUUCUUUUCCGCAACAUGCGGGAGUGGAUGCAUAAAUGGCGGGGCGAAACGCCGCGACUGGAGCGGAUCGAAGUCCUGACGUUUGCAGGCGAUGCGUGGUCUUGGGGGAGGCAGUUUUUCAGGGACUUGUUUGCCGAAGAUGCAACGACCGGGAUCGAGAUGGUUUAUUCGUGCGAAGAGAUCUGGGGUGGCACGAGCCCGGUGGAACAUCCCCCAUACGAUGAGACGGGAUGGUAG